GUGGACGCUGCAGCUCCCAGGGGGGCUGACAAUCUGGCCACAGAAGGAACAGGAUCACACUCCUGUCGGGACCCCCGCCCCCUACAAGAAACAUGAACCGGAAAGAUAGCAAAAGGAAGUCUCAUCAGGAAUGCUCUGGGAAGGCAGGAGGACGGGGUCGGCCGCGACAGGCCCGCCGCCACAAGACGUGCCCCACCCCCCGGGAAAUCGUCAAGGUUAUGGCUUCCAUGAAUCUAGGGGUGCUGAGUGAAGGCAGCUGCAGCGAAGAUGAACUACUGGAGAAAUGUAUUCAAUGCUUCGACUCAGCUGGCAGCCUCCGCCGUGGGGACCACAUUCUCAAGAUGGUGCUUACGAUGCACAGCUGGGUGCUGCCAUCCUCAGACUUCGCUGCCCGACUGCUGACCUCAUAUCCUCCUAGAACUUAUCAGGAGGCUGCGAAAGAUGCACAGGGGCUAAGACAGCUACAGAUCUGUUACCUGGUCAGGUACUGGCUGACCCAUCACCCAGAGGCGGUGCGCCAGGAGCCACACCUAGAAGAAGUCAUUAGUCGGUUUUGGGCCACUGUAGCUCAGGAGGGCAACUUGGCCCAAAGGAGCCUAAGAGAUGACUCCAACCUACUGAGUCCCAGAGGUCCCGGGCCACCACCUCUCAUGAGCAGCCCAGGCCUGGGCAAGAAGCGCAAAGUGUCCUUGCUGUUUGAUCACCUGGAGACGCGGGAGCUAGCUCAACACCUCACUUACCUCGAGUUCCGGUCCUUCCAGGCCAUCACGCCCCAAGAUCUGCGGGGCUAUGUUUUGCAGGGCUCAGUGAGGGGUUGUCCUGCUCUGGAAGGUUCUGUGGGUCUGAGCAAUAGUGUGUCCCGGUGGGUGCAGGUCAUGGUGCUGAGCCGUCCCGGGCCUGCACAGCGCGCCCAGGUACUGGACAAAUUCAUUCAUGUGGCACAGAGGCUCCACCAGCUACAGAAUUUCAACACACUGAUGGCAGUCACGGGGGGCCUGUGCCAUAGUUCCAUCUCCAGGCUCAAGGACUCCCACAACCACCUGAGCCCUGAUAGCACUAAGGCCCUGCUGGAGCUGACAGAACUCCUCGCCUCCCACAACAACUAUGCCUGCUACCGCCGCACCUGGGCCAGCUGUACUGGCUUCCGGUUGCCGGUACUAGGUAUACACCUCAAGGACCUGGUGUCCCUGUAUGAGGCCCAUCCAGACAGGUUGCCAGAUGGCCGAGUGUACCUGCCGAAGCUGAAUAGCCUCUACCUGCGGCUGGAGGAGCUGGCAGAACUCCAGGGACAGCAUCCCCCCUGCAGCGCCAAUGAGGACCUGCUACACCUGCUGACGCUCUCCCUGGAUCUCUUCUACACCGAAGAUGAGAUCUACGAGCUUUCCUAUGCCCGGGAACCACGUUGUCCCAAGAGUCUGCCACCCUCCCCUUACAAAGCACCUCUGGUCGUGGAGUGGGCCCAUGGUGUGACACCAAAGCCAGACAGCGUGACCCUGGGUCGGCAUGUAGAACAGCUGGUGGCGUCUGUGUUCAAGAACUAUGACCCAGAAGGACGUGGCACCAUCUCUCUGGAGGACUUUGAGCGUCUGUCAGGCAACUUCCCCUUUGCCUGCCACGGGCUUCACCCACCUCCCCGCCACGGGAGUGGCUCCUUCAGCAGAGAGGAGCUGUCGGAAUACCUGCUCCGUGCCAGCGCCAUCUGCUCCAAGCUGGGCCUGGCCUUCCUGCACACCUUCCACGAGGUCACCUUCCGCAAGCCCACCUUCUGUCACAGCUGCAGCGGCUUCCUCUGGGGUGUCACCAAGCAAGGUUACCGCUGUCAGGACUGUGGGCUGUGUUGUCACAAACACUGCAAGGAUCAAGUAAGAGCAGCGUGCAAGAAGAGGCCGGAGACGAAGGGUGACCCUGGUCCCCCAGGAGCACCUGUCCCAGCCACGACACUUCCUCCUGCCAGCUGCGGCUCCGAGGACAGUCUCUCCUGUGCGCUGUCCCUGGAUGCUGAGUCGGGUAGCUGCCUUCGCCAUGCUUGGACCCAGACGGAGCCCUCACACUCUCCCUGGGAGACGGAGACGGUGCCCUUCCCAGCACAGGUUUCACCAUCCAAAGCUUCCUCGGAGCCCAAUGCCUGAACGCCAUCUGGAGUCCUUUCCCUCAGUCCCUCAGCCGCUGUCUCGUCCACACGGCCUCUGACAAAGCACCAACCAAUCAUCUUCUACCCUAGAAAAAGUUGUGUCGCACUGGCCGUCAGUCCUUUCCCCUCACUUAGCAUCUUUGGCUCUGUGUUGGAUGAAUUUGCAUUCCACUCAUGUCAUCACCCCAACUCCUUACUUCCCAGAUAAGGAGACUGGCGCUCAAAGCGGGAGGCGAGGCUCACGCUGUUUCCAAACUGAAGCGCUGAGCCAGUGGACCACAGUGACUGUUGGCACAGAGCUGGAAGUUGUGAGGACAGAGGGGACAGAGUUCUAACCAAUGUCAGGGAAGAGGCUGGUGUGGGCAGUGUGUGAAAUACCUUCCUCUGCUUGGGGCCUCCCGCAGCUUGCUCAAGGUAAAACCCAGGCCUACGGUUUAUGAAGCCAUCCACGUCUCACCUUCUUACUCAUCCUCUUCCACCGACACUGGUCUCUAUUUCUAGAACAUGCUCUGAAACGCCACCUUGGGCCUUUGCAGUAGUGGUUUCCUUUACCUGGAAUGCCUUUGGCCAGAGGUCUUCAUGGCUCACCUGCUCCAGGGCUUCGCUUAAGUGGCAUCCCCUUGGUGUGGCCCUCCUGACCUCCAAGAUGUCACACACUUGUUGUGACACCCCCUCCUGCUUUAUUUUUCCCCAUGGUACUUUGGUCUCUACCAAACUAGACAUGUCACCUGUUUAUCUUGUUGAAUGUCUGCUCUUCCUCACCGGGAAGAGCUCCCAAAAGGCAGAGACGUUUAUCUGCAUCAUCCCGCUGUGUUCCAGCUGCCUAGCACCUGUAAAGUAUGUGUUCAAUGCUUCACUGUCUUUCCCCACACCCACGUGAAAAGCAAAAGGCUUAUCCCGACCUGCCCCUCCACAAGCGCACACACCCUUGAGCUGGUCCCUACAGAAACAGAUCCUGGAAUGAUCAAAAGAAUUAAAUUUAUUUUCCAGACAA
Messenger RNA from Phodopus roborovskii (desert hamster), 3125 nucleotides. It is a transcript of the gene Rasgrp4, whose product is annotated as RAS guanyl releasing protein 4. Gene Ontology annotation, cellular component: plasma membrane. Gene Ontology annotation, molecular function: guanyl-nucleotide exchange factor activity. The record is from RefSeq and is a predicted model, not a curated record. NCBI's taxonomy places the organism in Eukaryota, Metazoa, Chordata, Mammalia, Rodentia, Cricetidae. The coding region runs from base 93 to 2129 and encodes 678 amino acids. The transcript has 17 exons. Gene Ontology annotation, biological process: Ras protein signal transduction; positive regulation of GTPase activity.